CCUGCGAAAUGCUGAACGUGUGUUUAUUUACCCGUCAGAUGUUUUCCAUCCGCGAUACAUGAAGACGUGCUGUACGAUUUUCUAGCCUGUAUGCGUGCAAAAAAGACUUCCAGAGCCACAAUUUGACUUCGCUUGAAGAAUAGACGAUUGGCCCAAAAUGGCGCAGUGGCAAAAAGUACAGCAGCUGGAUUUAGUGUUUCAACAAAGGUUUUAUGAUCUGUACAGCGGUGAUGAAUUUCCUAUGGAUGUCAGACAUUACCUAGCACAAUGGAUUGAGGGCCAGGACUGGAACCGUGCCUUUCGGGACUCCUCCCAUGCAGUGCUCCUGUUUCAGGUGCUUUUGGAGAAUCUGGACAACCAGUACAGUCGUUUCGCUCAAGAUAGAGAUUUCCUGCUGCAGAGUAGUUUUAGACGCUACAAACAAUACUUUCAGAAGUUUCAAGAGGUACCCCAUGAUCUUGCUGCUAUCAUCAACUGGUUCCUGACCAAAGAGAAGGAUAUCUUAAAUGAAGCAGAGCUUGUACAGAAAGCGCAGACAUUGAACGUUCACCCAGCUGUGCUGGAGCCGGAAAGCCAGAGUGAAAUGGAAAAGAAAUUAAGAGAGUUCAAGAAGAAAACAGAGGUGAUGGAGCACAACAUAAGAUGUUUGGAGGAACAACAAGACGAGUUUGAUUUCAAAUUCAAGACAAGCCAAAUGGACUCUGGCACAACAGAAGAAGAUCAGCUGGUGCUUCAGAAGAUGCUCAACACACUUGAUAGGGCCAGAAAGAACUUCCUGUCCGACAUCUUGAAUAUGUUGAACACUGCCGAUCAACUUUGCUUAGUGCUCAUAGACAAGGAACUGGUGGACUGGAAGCGGAGGCAACAGAUAUCCUGCAUUGGUGCUCCAGAUAAUACAAGCUUGGAACAGUUAGAGAAAUGGUUCACUCAAACGAUAGAGUGUAUGUUCAGUCUGUUGAAGUUCUUGGAAAAGCUCGAUGAGCUGCAUGGGAAGUUGACCUACGUUAAUGACCCCAUACCCAAGCAAAAAACUCCCUUAAAGGAACAAACUGAAGCUGUGCUGACCCACCUGCUGAAAAAUGCAUUUGUGGUGGAGUCUCAGCCAACCAUGCCGCAAGGUCGAGGACCACUGGUGCUGCGCACAAAUGUCCAGUUCUCAGUCAAAGCCAGAUUCUUGUAUAAAGUUCCUGAGCUCAACCAUGUUAUGAAGGUGAAAGUCUCCAUUGACAAGGAUGUUGGAAAAGUAAAAGGGUAUCGGAGGUUUAAUGUUCUGGGUACCUCCAGUAAAUCUCUCAAUAUGGCUGAAAGUUUAAACGGCAGCAUGGUGGCUGAUUUCAGACAUUUGACUUUGAAAGACCAGAAAAUCAGUGGUGGAGGAAAAGGAAUCAGUGAUCUUUCAUUGAGUGUGACUGAAGAACUGCACAAAAUACACUUCGAGACACAGUUUGAAUAUCAAGGCCUGUCCGUCUCUUUGGAGACCUCUUCUCUUCCUGUUGUGGUGAUUUCAAACUCCAGUCAGCAGCAAAGCGCCUAUGCAUCUGUUCUGUGGUUUAACACGCUCUGUUCAGAUCUCAAUAAGGUUACAUUUUUUGAGAGCUGUCCUGUAGCCACCUGGCCACAGUUUGGGGAGAUGUUGAGUUGGCAGUUUCUCUCAUGUGGAAAGCGUGGUCUGAACAGCGAUCAGUUGGAGACCCUCGCUAUUAAGCUUUUCGGUAAACAACAGAGUUAUGACAACUGUACAAUUUCCUGGUCAAGGUUUAGUAAGGAGAGCAUCCCUGAUACAAACUUCACCCUGUGGGUGUGGCUGGAUGGUGUUCUCAACCUGGUGAAAAAUUACCUGUCGGACCUGUGGAGUGAUGGGUCUAUAAUGGGUUUUGUGAGUAAGGGGAAGGAGAAGGUUUUGUUGAAAAAGAAACAGCAUGGCACUUUCCUGUUGCGUUUUAGUGAGAGUAUCAGAGAUGGUGGAAUCACAUUCAGCUGGGUUCAGUAUUCAAAUGAUGGCACACCAAAUGUGCGUGCAGUGCAGCCGUUUACAAGCACAGACCUCAGGCAGAUUGCUUUGCCCGACAUCAUUCGCAACUUUCAGAUCAUGGAGGCCGAAAACGUUCCCAUUAACCCACUUUGUUAUCUAUACCCUGAUUCUCCUAAAGAUGAGGCGUUCGGCAAGUAUUACAGCGAAAAGACCGGAGAUGAGAAUCCUUACCUGAAAUACCUCAAGACCAAACUGGUUUUUGUCUCUAAAGAGAAUGGAUGUACAAGCUCCAGAGAGGAGCCAGUUUCUGACCUGUGCACACAGCACAGAGACUCCCCUGUUUCUGAGGUAGAUGACAGUGUCAUGCUUCAAGGGCCCGAGAACUCGCCGAUGUUCUCCGACUUAACCAUUGAUACAGAAUUACUCAACAUCAUGUUGGAGGGCGGUACAGACAUCCAAAUUUUUUCAGACAUCCAAGAUGCUCCUCCAGUGAGUGAUGUGGAAAUCCUCUUUCCAGAAGCACUUUCUCCAGAUACAGAUCUUCUAAGCGAUUCAAACAUCCCAAACUUUACCUUCCUACAGGAAGACCUAAAAGGUUUCAUCCCAGAUUAUGGUUCGCAGAAGUUCAACUAUCAUAGCAUUCCCCUAACCCCCUGAAUUUUAUCUUUUGACUAAAAAGUACCCAUAAAAGUACACAUACACUUCAUUAUCUUGUAGAACUUAACCUGACGAAUUUGCAACUUGCUCUGUUCAUAUCGUUAUGAUUUAAAACUGAAUUAAUAUUGGCUGCGUCUGAAAACUUUGGCAGCUGACUUGUUGCCUCGCUGCCUCAUGAGGCAAUGACUUCGGAGGAAGGAAGGCAGUUCAGAGAAACGCUUUUGGACAACUUCAAAGGCAGCGUGUUUGAAAUAUAAACAGAGAUCGCCUUUGUGAUAACUAAUCACAUAUUUGAAAACUACAAUACUAAUUUCUCGCUAGAAAUGCAAUUAAAAAGUGAAAAUAUACAUUUAUUUACACUAAAUUUGUACUCCAGUCGCUUUAUUGGCCGCAAUUUCAUUUUUUCGAACUCGACCAGGCUCGACCAAUCACUUUUCCCAUGCGCCCACAUUCAUAGAAUUGUGGGACGAGAUCUCAGGAGUCAGGAAGUAAACCUAACAUUGGAUUCGGAUAUGCCUUGAUGCCUUCCUGCCUUGGAAUACUGCCUCAGAAAGCAGCAAUUUAGAGUUUUCGGACGCAGCCUUUAUUAAAGUAUAUUUUUUUAAGUAUAUACUAUUUGAUCCAAUCAAAAAUGUAUUGUAAGAAUGGAUUCAACUGUUCUAAGUAACAAAAAAAUUAAAAGCUAUAAACUUUAUUUUAGUCAAUAUUAACGCCAUUGGGUGUUGAAAAAAAAUCUCUUUAACAAUUUAACUGUAAAAAGUGAAAAGGAUCGAUUUUAAACAUUUCUUUUUUUUUAAGUUGAUCGAACUUUUUACAGUUUUUUUUUUUUAUGUUUCUCUGCACAUAUAUUCCCUAAUAUAAAACAAACUCUCAAAGUAAACGUUGGCAUUUUGAAUUAAAGUGAAGUGAUAUACAUUGAAGUCUCUUUUCAAAAAUAAUUCCUUUUAUAUUCCUUUAGUAAUUCCUUUAUAGAAAUAUGAGUUACUGAAUCAGUUAUAGGGUAUCCCAAUGUUCAAAAUGCUUCUAUAGUAGUCUUGUAAUAAAAAUGAUUAGGCUUUACAUUCUUGGUGCUUAUAAAUGUUUUUUUUUUUCAAUGAAAAACACAGCUGUGAAUUUUACUUUAAAGUUUAAUUUCACCAAAAUGAGCUGUGAAAUGGUGAAUGUCUAUUGUUUCUUGCCUUCUUUUUUUGACAUAAGCCUCCACUUUUCCGAUUUUGUAAUUAAUUUCCUUUUUUAUUCACCAUUGAACAUACCGUGGGGAAGUGGCUAAAUGGGUUUUUUUUUUUUUAAUACUGCACUUUGUUAGUCAAAUGAUUUUUUUUCUUUAAGUUGACUAUUUAAAAAUCAUUUGAUGGCUUUUACUGAAUUGCACAAUUUUAAGAAAAUCGAAAUGUCAAAUUUUCCUGUUUCCUGCACUGAAUAGCUGAGUCAUUACUUAAAAAAACUAUGAUUAGUCAGAAACUGUUUAUAGAUUAGGGACAAAAAGGAAGUUGGGACUAAGUUUAUUUGCACUUACAGAAAAUACUAAAACUGAGUUAAAAAUAUUAGCCCAGUUAAUGACAGAUACAUGGGAUAAUACUGAAUAAUGAUAUUGUUAUCUAUUGUGAAAACUGUCAGUCCCUUGUUAUUCAAUGAUCAAAAACAUUGAAUUGAUCAAUUGAUAUAUAUAUAUACUUUCAUUCUUUAUCUGACCUAUACUGGAAAAGUCAAUGUUUAUAUGUUAAAAAUGCUGCAAUUGCGAAUAGCAGAGAAAUGCACUUCAGUUAAAGCAUAAUAUGCUUUUGAUUUCUUGAAAAACGAAAUGACUUAAGUUUAGUCCUCUUUUAUGGCUUUGUAGGCUGGUUAUUAUAUUUCUGGAGCAUGUUUUUGUUUCCUUUUAAAGUCACUGCAGUUUAUGUCUUUUUAGUUGAGUAGAUUGUAUUAAUGUGUUGUGUAGUUUUCUUUAAUAAUGUAUCAUGAAGGCACUUACCUGUCAGGCAUCACUUUGUACCAUCAUAAACAGAUUACUAGAAUGUCAUAAUAUACCCGGGUCAGUUGAAUAUAUUAAAUGCUUGAACCACUAUAACCACCGUCAGUAUCCAUCUUUUUACAGUUACCCAAUAUUCACAUGAAGUGUUUGUUGGAUUUGUCAUGUAUUCCAUUGUACAUUCACUUUCAGUUAUGUUGAUGAUUUACAAACUAAUUACGGAUUUGUAAACUGGUUUGUACACCAAUAAAAUGUUUAAAAAAAUCAA
Messenger RNA from Paramisgurnus dabryanus, 4863 nucleotides. NCBI's taxonomy places the organism in Eukaryota, Metazoa, Chordata, Actinopteri, Cypriniformes, Cobitidae. The record is from RefSeq and is a predicted model, not a curated record.